Messenger RNA from Oncorhynchus mykiss (rainbow trout), 2294 nucleotides. RefSeq names its product transcription cofactor vestigial-like protein 2. Lineage: Eukaryota; Metazoa; Chordata; Actinopteri; Salmoniformes; Salmonidae. The record is from RefSeq and is a predicted model, not a curated record. Gene Ontology annotation, cellular component: nucleus. Gene Ontology annotation, biological process: regulation of DNA-templated transcription.
CUGGGGUGAUGUCAAGCCUCGUGCUGCUUGCUGCGCAUUGCUACUGACCGAGCUGGAGCGCCUUGCUUAGUUCGUUGCAUUGCCACUGACCGAGCUGGAGCGCCUUGCUUAGUUCGUUGCAUUGCCACUGACCGAGCUGGAGCGCCUUGCUUAGUUCGUUGCAUUGCCACUGACGGAGCUGGAGCGCCUUGCUUAGUUCGUUGCAUUGCCACUGACCGAGCUGGAGCGCCUUGCUUAGUUCGUUGCAUUGCCACUGACGGAGCUGGAGCGCCUUGCUUAGUUCGUUGCAUUGCCACUGACGGAGCUGGAGCGCCUUGCUUAGUUCGUUGCAUUGCCACUGACGGAGCUGGAGCGCCUUGCUUAGUUCGUUGCAUUGCCACUGACCGAGCUGGAGCGCCUUGCUUAGUUCGUUGCAUUGCUGCUAGCGAACGGAAUGUUGUCUCUCUGUCGCAACGUCGGUUUCCAUACGAUAGCGCUACACUUCCCUUCCCUGCCCGGAGAGGACACCGUGCCAUUACCAUGAGUUGUUUGGAUGUUAUGUACCCAGUCUAUGGACAUUACGCACCGUACGCGCCAGCCACUCCCGCGUUCAUCAACAACUUCCAGGCACCAGUCGGUCUGAGGAGCACCUCUCCUCGCCACAGAGACUUCAUGAUGGAAAGCAGGGGGAUGCAAAGGGGUCCCGGGGGGGUGUCGUCAGGCACCAGCGUGGGCCCCGGCUCUUCCUCUUCCUCAUAUCCCUCCGCCAAGCGACCGGUGGAAGGCCCUAAGGAGAAACAGGAAGUCCCCGAGGCUGAGUACCUGACGUCACGUUGCAUCCUCUUCACGUACUACCAGGGGGACAUCAGCAGUGUGGUGGACGAACACUUCUCCAGGGCACUCAGCUCCUACAUGGAAGGAGAGGGCAAGAGGAGGGCGUUGGACCUGGGCACAGACACCCCUUCACCCAGCAGUCGCCACAGCUUCCCCCCAUCCUUCUGGGAUAGCAACUACCCCUCCCCCCAGUGUCGCUCCCGCUGCGAGCCCAGAGCACCCACCUAUUCCAUGGACCCCUACGCUUCUGGACUCCACCCAGGCCUUCCUCACCCCCACUCACACCUGCACCCAGCAGAGGAGUGGGGCUACGCACAAUGCCAAGCCUACGGGGCCCCCAGGCCCCUCCAUGAACUCUACUCCCCCAGCGGCCUAGAGCCCCACCACCCAUAUGGCCCGCUUCUCAUGCCCACUGUGCGACCCUCCCACCUGGGCACCCUCCCCGGACAACACCCCUACGAUAUCAGCAAGCUGGACCCCACCGCCCCCUGGCCGGGCCUGCUGCCCCCAGGUGAGAUGGCCAUCAACAUGGACGCAGGCCUCCAGCAUCACAAGAAAGGGAAGGAGCUGUACUGGUUUUAACGACCCUCCUCUGUCGCCAUCGACCAGCCAUUACCAGAUCCAAUUUGGACCUCUGGAACUCUACCAUUGAAGCGCCCCUUCCUCCCCCUCCUCCCCGUCCCGUCGUCCCUCUUUAUCCCUCACCCACUACCUCCUCGUCUCCACUCGCCUCCCCCCAGGCCGACAGUGCCAGCUGAGAGGCUCCAGGUCAGUGUGUUUGCACCGUGGAGAUAAGGACUCAUAGGCUGGACUCGUGGAGAGCAGAGCAGAGAAAGAGAGGGACAGAGAGAAAAGGGGUACAGCUUUAGUGACCACUGCUCUGUGUUCUGUGGCGUCUGGCCUCUCCUCUCCUAUCGCUGCUCGGGGCUCAGCUGUGUGGCUGCGGCAGCAUAGAGACCGUUGGAGGCCACUAGCAUGGUGCUGGCAACAGUGACCUGGUUUUGACAGAAAGGCAGAGGGGGAGAGACUUCUUUUGGACACUGGGGAAGAAGAAAUAAAGAUGAAUGAUAUCUGGUAGCCCACUGUUACACUACAUCCCCUUACUGCAUAUUAUCUCUGUGUCGACACUGUAUUCAUCCUCAUCCAUAUUAUCUGGGCAAUUAUCUGCAUGUGAACAAAUGGACAUGCGACCAUCGGUCUGGCUGUGUAUGGAUUUGGAUUGUGACUGUAAUCAUAAUGCUGUUAGUUUUUGUUUUUGUUUUAACACUUCGGUAAGUCAACAACAUCAAUCAGCCCAGCUGAUCAAACUGCUGAUCAAGUAUUCCAUCAUUGUAACGUGUUCCAUUGAUGUUACUGUCGUUUGUUUAUACAUGACAUUUUUUGUCGUUUUAAAAGUCGGAUCUUAGUGUGUCCUUUCUCUUGCUUUUGUCAAGAAAUAAUAUAAUUAUCAAUAAAUAUUUUUAUGGUAAAUUCAGACUUUC